This is a messenger RNA of Cajanus cajan (pigeon pea), 868 nucleotides long. RefSeq names its product Rhodanese/Cell cycle control phosphatase superfamily protein (gene CDC25). The record is from RefSeq and is a predicted model, not a curated record. NCBI's taxonomy places the organism in Eukaryota, Viridiplantae, Streptophyta, Magnoliopsida, Fabales, Fabaceae. Gene Ontology annotation, molecular function: protein tyrosine phosphatase activity. Gene Ontology annotation, cellular component: nucleus; cytoplasm.
ACGCAAGAAAAAUUCCUCUGGACACAAUUUUGUGCGUUGCAUCUCAAUAAUUUAUUUGGAUUUAAUGAAGCGAGUUAAAUUGAAAAAGGGAAAUAAUUAGGGGAUGGAGGUGCAGUUAAAUUAAAAAUGAGAAGAGUUGAGAGCAGAUACGAUUUGAUGGCUCGUAGUGUAUCGUACAUUACUGGGUCGCAGCUUCUCUCUCUCAGACGCCAUCCAAGCAUCGCCAUCGUUGAUGUCAGGGACGAUGAGAGGAGUUACGACGGCCACAUAUCCGGCUCUCUUCAUUACGCAAGCGACUCUUUCUCCGAUAACAUCUCAAAUCUCAUUCAAGCAGUUAAAGGCAAAGACACUCUCGUCUUCCACUGCGCUCUAAGUCAGGUUCGUGGCCCAACUUGUGCUAGGAGGCUCGUCAAUUAUCUUGAGGAGAACAAGGAAGAUACUGGGAUAAAGAACAUUAUGGUCUUGGAACGUGGCUUCAAUGGGUGGGAAGCUUCUGGUAGACCUGUUUGCCGCUGCACUAACAUUCCUUGCAAAGGAGAGUGAGAGCCUUGGUCAAAGACGUCUUUGUGGUUGGAUGGAAUCACGGAGGCAUAUCGUCUAUCUUAUAUAUGCACACAUUUGUAUACAAAAUGUCUAAAGCAGUAGGAUGACCACUAUGAUUCCAUCAUUAUAUCUAGGUAAAACCCAAGAUGUCAUAGAUAAACUAAAUACUGUGUUUCUGUUUUGGCCAUCACUUAAUAAUGUUGUAAGAAAUCCUUCGAUGGAGACCGCCUAGAAUAACAAAGGUACUCUUUUUUUCUUUCUGAUCUUUCCGUAUGUAUUACAUAACACAAUUUGAUCAAAUAUGGUUGAGGUUCUGCUUUGACUA